AUGUUCGCAGUCUCUGCAGACCUGUGUACCCAGUCACACAGCAGCGCCAGUAAGUCGGUCCACAUAGCAAUGGGCAUCGAGAAAUACAAGGGACGCGUAGCCCUGGUUACUGGCGCCAGCGCAGGCAUCGGUGCUGCCAUAGUGCAGGCGCUGCUGAAGCAUGGACUCACCGUCGUGGGAAUGGCCAGGAGGGCCGAAAAAGUUAAGGAGCUGGCACUCAAGGAUGCCCCAGGAAAGCUGCACGCCAUUGCCGGGGAUGUGAGCGACGAAGCCAGCAUCCUGGCUGCCUUCAAGUGGGUCAAGGACAACCUGGGCGGCGUCGACAUCCUCGUCAACAACGCUGGUGUAUUCCCGAACAGUAGUCUUACAGAGGCCAAGACGGAAACCUGGAAGCGCAUCCUGGACGUGAACGUGCUGGGUCUGAGCAUCUGCACCAGGGAGGCCGUGCAGGACAUGCUGAGCAGGGGCGUCGACGACGGCUUCAUCAUCCACAUCAACAGUGUUGCGGGACACACACUACCGACAUUAGAAGGUAUGGCGAUGUACUACGCCAGCAAGCACGCCGUAAAAAUACUACUCGAAGGUCUGAGGAAAGACCUGGUCACCAAGGGCAGCAAGAUACGAGUUGGGGAAGUUUCUCCAGGAUUAGUUCAAACUGAAGGAGUAUCAAACGGAAUGGCUACUAUGCCAAAGGACUUAUCCGCCAUAUUGAAGGAUAUGCCAGCCCUGGAAUCGGAAGACAUAGCGGAAGCCGUUGUUUACAUGUUGUCCCAGCAUCCUCGUGUUCAGGUGCACGAUGUAAUUGUGAUGCCAACUGGCCAACCGAUCUAAGAUAAAGAUAGAUGCUAUAUCCAUCUGUUAACGAUCGCAUAACGUUAAUAUUUCUCAGUGCUGAUAUGAGAAGAAUAAUGCUAUAUUGCUAUUGUAUAGUUGGAAAUAUUUUAUACAAUAAAUAGUUCCUUGUUAAAUAGUGUC
This is a messenger RNA of Schistocerca americana (American grasshopper), 975 nucleotides long. RefSeq names its product farnesol dehydrogenase-like. The record is from RefSeq and is a predicted model, not a curated record. NCBI's taxonomy places the organism in Eukaryota, Metazoa, Arthropoda, Insecta, Orthoptera, Acrididae. The coding region runs from base 1 to 831 and encodes 276 amino acids. The transcript has 6 exons.